Spirodela intermedia is the source of this 1262-nucleotide messenger RNA. The record is from the annotation of a GenBank genome assembly. NCBI's taxonomy places the organism in Eukaryota, Viridiplantae, Streptophyta, Magnoliopsida, Alismatales, Araceae.
AUGCAAGAGGCUAAGCAUCAAAACCUCCACCAGAAAUUCUCUGUUUCCUUGCAGCCCAUUUCUGUCCAGUUGCUUCACAGCAACAACCUGCCAAGCACCAAUAAUUUCAACGCCAGGAAUUAAAUUUCAACUCCCACAUGAUUUCGUCUAUAAACUCUUCUAGAUUCAUGGCUCUAAGUGGAUCAUAAUAGUUUAAUAUUUAAUAUACAGUUAAAAAAUGAGCAUCAUUAUUUUCACCCAUCACAUAUUUUCCCGAAUUAAAAAUGAUUAAAUUCGUUCUAACCAAAUUAGAUACUAAUCAUAAUCAAAACAAAAAUAGAUCCUUCUUCCCACAUCUUGAACAAUUUUACAUCGCAAAAGAUUUGAAGCCACCAUAUAAUUCCAAAAUUCUAAAUCGACAGCAAUAUAUCGGCCCAUCAUGUGAUUUCCAGAAUUAAAAAAAAGGGAAAUAUAUUCUAUUCAUCCAUAUAAAUAUUAAACAUAACCAAAAGAAUAGAUAUUUUGUCCUGAACUUUGAACAACUCUGCUUGACUAGAGAUUUCAAGCCAGCCCUUGUAAAAAAAAAAAGAUAAUUUCAAGCAAUAUAUCAGCCCAUCGCAGAUUUCCAAAACUAUAUAAAACAAAAGGGAACCGAUGUCCAAGCCCAUCCAAAUGUUCUUGAGAUACUCUGAAACCGAAAAUAGAUGGUUCUUCCCAUCUUAUGAAUGGCUUUACCUGGCCAGAGUUUUGAAGCCAACCCCUGUAGACCCUUCCAAAACCUCCUUCCCCCAAGAAACAUUCUGGGCUGAAAUUCUUUGUCGCCGUGGCAAGUUCCCUGAAGGCGAAUAUGUGGGCUGAUAUGUUGAUGCCGGCCCCAUCCUUUUGGAUCUGUGUUUCCUUUUUAGAGCUUGCAUUGCUCUUAGGUCUUUGUCUAUCGGCCCCUGAGAAGUCAUAAGAACACUCGAUCAGAACCAGAUUAUCCUCGAUUUGGCAGAUAUAAAUGAAACCCAGAUCGAUCUCCCAAAAAACCCAGUACAAACUAGGCCUCCAAAAUAAAUAAAACAGGUUUCUACGGCCCCAAUCCGAUCAGGGUUGUUGCUGUCUUCCUGGUAAGAUCAGGAGGCCUGAUCAUCUACGAGAGUCUCCCCCCAAUCACAUAGAACCCAUAGAGAGAGAGAGAGAGAGAGAGAGAGAGAGAGAGAGAGAGAGAGAGAGAGAAAUGAUUUUGAAUGGGAUGUGAUAAGCGGCUCAAGGGAAAGAGAGAUGGUAUAAUAGAGAAUUGA